AUGGGUUCUAUUUCGACACCUCCGGCAUAUGACCAACCCCUCCCAAGCGGGGAUGGCAUACUUCCAUAUGCUCUCAAGUCUUCUGCUGGCUCAAUCGAGUCUUCAUGUCUUGCUCAGCUAAAAUCAACUUCACUGGAUACGCCACUUGAAGAAAUGAAAGCACGAUACGAGAGAGAUGGCUAUCUCUUUGUCAAAGGCGUUCUGCCACCGGAAGAUGUCAUCGAAGCACGAAGACAAUACUUCAACUACCUCGGUCCCACAGGCCUCACAAAGGAAGCCUCGGAUCCGGCAGCAGGAAUCUACUGCGGAAGCGAUCCCAGACUCUGGCUAGCACCAGGAAAGCUACGCACAGCAUUCGGACUCGAAGGCCACAAUCCCGAGUACGUGGACCGCAUGCUCGCCGUUCACGCUGCGCCAUGGUACCGCGGCUUCUCAGCUCAUCCUACCAUCAAGUCGUUCAUCGAGCGUCUGACAGGGUGGGAAGAUAGCACGCUUCUCGAGCGCUCGAUCUUGCGUCCUAAUGUGCCUGGUGGAGAAGCUACCCAGGUGCACUAUGAUCAGAUCUUCUUGCGCGGAGGACCACCUACCACCGUCACAGCCUGGGUUCCGCUCGGUUCGUGCACCAUUAGAGGUGGUGGACUCUUGUAUCUCGAGGAUUCGGUCGGUAUUGGUGAGAAGCUGGAGAAGUACUUCGCGGAAGCAGCGAAGGACUUUAGUGAAGAGGAGAAGAUCUCGGCGUUCAAUGCUGCCAUGAUGGAUACUGGAUUUCUGGAACGUGAUGCGGGGAAGUUUGGGAAGGAGUGGCAGAGGAAGUGGUUGGCGGCUGAUUAUGAGGCGGGCGAUGUCGUGUUUCAUCAUCCGUUCAUUGUACAUGCGAGUGCGGUGAAUGAGGAUGAAGAUGGCAGGAUUCGACUAGCGACUGAUUUGAGAUAUGUGGAGAAAGGGAAGCCUUUUGAUGAGAGAUGGAUGAAGAUUUAUGAGCCAGAUGAUGGACUCUGA
Mollisia scopiformis is the source of this 999-nucleotide messenger RNA. RefSeq lists its product as uncharacterized. The transcript is spliced from 3 exons. Lineage: Eukaryota; Fungi; Ascomycota; Leotiomycetes; Helotiales; Mollisiaceae. The record is from RefSeq and is a predicted model, not a curated record. The coding region runs from base 1 to 999 and encodes 332 amino acids.